This is a messenger RNA of Platichthys flesus (European flounder), 8326 nucleotides long. RefSeq names its product meiosis regulator and mRNA stability factor 1. NCBI's taxonomy places the organism in Eukaryota, Metazoa, Chordata, Actinopteri, Pleuronectiformes, Pleuronectidae. The coding region runs from base 167 to 5671 and encodes 1834 amino acids. The transcript is spliced from 27 exons. Gene Ontology annotation, cellular component: cytoplasm; peroxisome. Gene Ontology annotation, molecular function: RNA nuclease activity; CCR4-NOT complex binding; mRNA base-pairing post-transcriptional repressor activity. The record is from RefSeq and is a predicted model, not a curated record. Gene Ontology annotation, biological process: post-transcriptional gene silencing.
CUUGUGCGGGCUUUCCGGCAGACGUAGGUUACAAAAAGGUGCGGGUUUCUACAAAGACACACGGAGGGAAACGGUCCUUUGCGGAAGAUGUGAAAGUCGAGACCUUCUCAGGAAAGCAUGAGAGAGAAGAGAGGUCACAGCAUGGUGAAAGAUCUCUCUGGGUUGUAUGAUGGACGGACUGGGAAAGGAGAGAUCCAUGUGCAACGCUGCUAACUACCCAUGGCUCAAUCACCCCAAAACAGAGGCCUCAACCCUGCUAUGGAAACUCAAAGACUGCUUCUCCACCGCUGAGACCACCGCUCCUCAUCACACGGAUAAAGAAAACAAUUACAUGGAGAGCAGAAAGGUUAUCCUGGAAUUGAAAGAUGUCCCUCCUCCCCCACACCAUCCUCCCUCCUCCCAAUCAUCCCAGCCUUUCCCUAUGGCCCCUCUCCCUCCCCCUUUGCCUUAUCCCUGCUUGCCCCAUCAACCUCAGCUCACGCAUGGCUCCCACCAACAGCAGCCAACACAGCAUCAACAAGAGGGGGGUAGCCCCAAAGUAAGCAACUGCUCUCACUGUGUCUAUUGCAGCACUGACAGCAAAGGGUUAUUAGAUGGUGGAGGUUUUGUUGGUAACAGUAGCAGCAUUGCUAGAGCUGUCUCACUGUAUAUUGCCCCAAGCUCUUUGGGAGCAACCAUCAGCAACAGCAGUAUCAGCACAUCUGGGUCUUGCUGUGUAUCCUCAUCUGUUCAUCAGUAUCAAAAUAACCUGCGUUUCGGAAGUGGAGUUAAAGCGCUCAAUCCUUUGCUCAGUCUUGGUUGCAAACCUCAGAUUCCCUCCUCUGUCGCUACCUCCCAGCCUGUUUCAUCACACCCCUACCUCCCAUGUUGUUCAGGGCUUCUCCACACCUACCCAGCUCUACCUCUAUCAUGCAGUCAACCCAGGUUAUUUCCAUCAUCUGCUCCUUUGGCUUCCUCUCUUCCCUCUGUUUCCUCUCUAUCUGCACCAUUGCAUGGCUCUUGCCUGGCCUCUUCUGGCUACUACACCUGUGGUGUGGACUGUAGCCCAUCAGCCAGAAGAUCACAGAGAAGCACGCUCGGUGACCACCCUACCCCCACCACCAUUACUACUACAACCACCUCAGCACACUUCUGCUCUAAUCCUAUGCACCUAAAUGUAGAACGCACGGUUUGUGUGAAGGGAGCGCACUGCUGUCAGGAGUUCUUGUUGAAGCCAAUGAAUGGCCUGACAUCACAGUCCGACAAAGUCUGGCCCAAUGUUCCUGCGCCCCAGACCGCUCCGAUCCCUAUCCCCCUUUGCAAUGGCUGUGGCACCUCCUCUGAUGGAUUGAUGCACAUGUCAUCGACCAGCCUUGCCAAGAUUGGCCAGAAAUAUGGUUCACCAGAGAACAGUGGUCCUGAGAACUUCCCUCCAGUUGGUGUCUUCUGGGAUAUUGAGAACUGCAGUGUUCCCAGUGGUCGCUCUGCUGGAGCCGUGGUCCAGCGUAUUCGCAGCCGUUUCUUCCAGGGUCAUCGUGAGGCGGAAUUCAUUUGCGUCUGUGAUAUCAGCAAGGAGUGUAAAGCUGUCAUCCAAGAGCUCAACAACUGCCAGGUUACUGUCGCACAUAUCAACGCCACAGCCAAGAAUGCUGCGGAUGACAAACUUCGCCAGAGCCUACGACGCUUUGCUGAGACCCACACUGCACCUGCAACUGUUGUACUAGUAUCCUCGGAUGUGAACUUUGCAAGUGAGCUGAGUGACCUACGUCAUCGCCAUGGUUUCCAGGUAAUCCUGGUCCAUGGCAGCCAUACAUCUUCAGCUCUUCUGCAGCAUGCCCACCGUCAAGUGACCUUUCAGGAGAUCACGGCUGAUUUGCCCCCCCGAAUGCUUGUCAAAGCACAGCCCAGUUUCAACCUCCUGUAUGUGCACAACCUCCCCGUCAUCUGUGAAAAGAGCCUGUGGAACGCGGUAAAGCUCAGGCUCCGCCGCCUGUCUGACAACUGUGGUGGCAAGGUGCUGGGCAUGUCCCAGGGCACAGCAGUACUCCGUUUUGGCAGCCCAGAGGCAGCUGCACGCGCCCGCAAGAGAAUGGAAAAUGAGGAUGUGUUUGGCUGCCGAAUCAGCCUCUCCCAUUCCCCACGACCCAGAGAUGAUGCAAGUCCUGAGCCUGAGUUUCAGUCUCAGCCCCCUCAAUUCCCUCGGGAUCUCCCACAGCCCUAUCAAACCCAGGAUUCAAUGUCUGGCCCUCCCCCAUCCAUAUCCUCCUUCUCCUUUCUACCCCUGGAGAAGCCGAGGUCACCCAGGAGGCCACGGCGAGCGACCCGCCAAAGCCGCUCUCCUGGCCCAUUGCCUGAAAGGCCCUACAGCCCCAGGAGGGGUUGCAGUGGGCCUCCCGGUGGUGCUCCAGCCAAGCCCCAUCAGGAGCCUGGCAGUUUGGAGGGCAAGUCCAGAAUGGGCUUUCACCAACUGGAAAAAGGGCGCAUUGCUUCCUCUUCCCUUCAUUGCAAUGGAGAGACAGGGACCCUGGAGCAGCUGUCCAAACCUGGCCUCACUGCAGAAUCCAUGUACAGGAGGAGAAGGGAGGGCUCUAAUCCCCGCACUGUGACUGAAUCCCCGGUCGAACAAGGCGAGAGGAGCUCGGGGGAAUUCCAAAUCAGCACUCCCUCUGCCUUCAGCAAGCUGAGUCUGCACAGGAGCUUCAGUCCUCUUGCCCUCUCCCAGGGCUCCUGGUCCUCCAGGAGUGCGUCCCCAUGCCUGUCCAGCCGCUCAUCACCUAUUCUUGCAACCCCUCGCACCCCGUGUCUUGAAGGUCCAUCUGAGCCAUUUUCAGAGGGAGCAGAGGUCCAGGUGGGCAACCUGGACUACAGAAUGUCCCGCAAAGACCUGCAGCAGACACUGCAUGACACCUUCUCCCGAUAUGGACGGGUGAAAGCUGUGGAGCUUAGCCCUCACACCGAUUAUCAGCUGAAGGCCACAGUUCAGAUGCUGUCCCUGCAGCAGGCCAUCAGCGCCGUCAGUGGCCUACACCGUUACAAGAUCGGAGGCAAGCGCAUUCAGGUGUCUCUGAUCACUGGUGGCAGCAGCAAAUCUCUUGCAAUGCACAGCUCAGAGAUUAUCAACAUUCUUCAGGAUGCCCCUGCCAAUUGUCUCCCCCUCUUCAAGUUCUCUGAGAUCUAUGAGAAAAAAUAUUCCCGUAAACUAGUGGUUGGGGAUUUGUACAGACUACCAGAGGUGGUGGCGGUGCGGGAACAGGGAGGCUCGAGACUUGUGUGCCUUCUGCCCAACAGCCAAAUCCGUCAGAGUCCACUGGGGUCUUCCCAGUCCCAGGAGGGCUCCUCUUCUACUAGUGGAAGCCCUGUGGUGUUCGAGGAGCUUGAGUACCAUGAACCUGUCUGCCGACAACACUAUGUACAGCAGAACUUCAGUGAGGCUGACUUUGACCCUGACUCCUAUAAAAUCCCAUUUGUUGUGAUGUCUCUGAACACUUUGGCCUCUGAGGUCCACAGUCUGUUGCAGUCACACGAGGGAACCCUUCCAUUGCUCAGUUUUCCAGACUGUUAUGCAGAAAAAUUUUGCCCACUGCAACUGGGCAGUGAGACACUGGAGGGUGGUGUAUCCCUGGAGCAUCUCAUUACCUGUGUCCCCAGUAUUACAAUAGUCACAGCUCAAAAUGGCUUCAAAGUCAUCAAGUGGAUCCACAACAAGCCCCCAGCACCAAACUCAGAGCAAUGGAUUCAGCGCUGUAAAAGUCCAGUUGGCAACCCUCAGCUCAUCCAAUUCAGCCGAGAGAUAAUUGACCUGUUGAAGAGCCAGCCUUCGUGUAUCAUGCCCAUUAGCAAGUUUAUACCCUCAUACCACCAUCACUUUGCCAAGCAGUGCCGCGUCUCUGACUACGGCUACUCCAAACUGCUGGAGCUGCUGGAGGCUAUACCACACGUUUUGCAGAUCUUGGGCAUGGGUACCAAGCGUUUGCUGACCCUGACCCAUCGUGCUCAAGUGAAGCGCUUCACCCAGGACCUCCUCAAACUGCUCAAAUUUCAAGCCAGCAAACAAGUGGCAAUCAAGGACUUCAUGCAGGCAUACCAUUGGUGCUUCUCCAGAGACUGGAGCGUUAUCGACUAUGGCAUAUGUGACCUGAUGGACCUGCUGGCUGAGAUCCCGGAAACCACCAUCACAAUAACACAACAGGCCACAGAAACAGUCAUCUCUGUUCCCAAAAGAGAGCGAACCACGGAGGAGAUGGAGCGCACCAAGCAGUUUGCGAAGGAGGUGGUGGACCUGCUUCGUCACCAGCCUCACUACCGGAUGCCCUUCAGCAAGUUUAUCCCCACAUAUCACCACCACUUUGGACGUCAGUGCAAGCUCAGCUACUACGGCUUCACUAAGCUCAUAGAACUCUUUGAGGCAAUCCCAGACGUACUGAUGGUGUUGGAGUGUGGUGAGGAGAAAGUGUUGACUCUGACCGAGGUGGAGCGUAUCAAGGCCUUGGCGGCUCAGCUAGUCAAGCUGCUGCGUGCUCAGAAGAACUCGAGCCUUCCCGUCAGCCAGCUGCUCACAGAGUACAGCAAGACCUUUGGUUACGGCCUGCGCCUGCAGGACUACGACGCCAGCUCCCUGCUGGCUCUGCUGACCAAACUGUGCCAUGUUGUCAAGGUGGUGGAUGGCUCAGAGGGUCGUGAGGUGCAGUUGAUCAACAGGAAGUCUCUGCGCUCGCUGACAUCCCAACUACUGGCCCUGCUCAUGUCUCAAGAAGAGCAGCAAGUCACCAUGGGUGUGCAGGUGGAAGAGCUCAGCCUACAUUACCUGACUGUCCAUGGAGCACCACUUAACCCAUGUGAAUAUGGAUUCCUCUCCCUCAGCGAGUUACUCAAGAGUUUGCCCUACCUCGUGGAGCUUUACCAUGAAGAAACUGAUGAAAACAGUAACGCUGGGAGCACUGCCACUGGUCAUGGUGAGGAGUGGGUGAGGCUGACCAGGCUCUAUCAGUUUGCCCGUAACAUCCGAGGGCUGCUCCACACGUACCAUUACAACCAGAUCUUCCUCAACGAGUUCCAGGGAGCUUAUAACAAAUUUACAGGCUGCAGCCUUGAACCACGUUACUAUGGAUACGCCAACACCGAUGAGCUGCUCAGUGCCAUUCCACAGGUGAUCUGGAUCAAAGGGCACGGUCACAAGAGGAUUAUCGUUUUGAAGAACGAUAUGAAAGAUAAAGCUAAGACGAGCUCGUCAGUCCCCAGCAGCCCUCAGCCAGACAUGAACAGAGAAAGCCCAAGAGACGACACCUUUAGCAACACAGUGUCUGGAGCCCAGAGUCCAGGUGGCGAUGUUGCUGCAGAGUCAGAGCUGCUGUGUCUGACCUCCCCGAUGGACCUGCUGUGUGGUCCUGUACCAUCCUGUUUACCAUCACCUCAGCUUCACCCCGACCCGGUUCUCCUCCAGCAGGCAGACCUGAUUCACUUUGAAGAGAGAACUCCACCACUAGCAGAGGGCGACGAACUCGAGGCUGCAGCAGGCGCUGGCAGCACAUCCGCUCCACGUGUGGAGUGUGGCAGUGCAGAAGAGUCUGCCGUCAACAAACCUCCAAAAGCCCCCAACAUGAAGAGCCCCUUGAGCAUUGACAGUCCCAGCAGAAGAGCUUCACGCAGCAGAAUCAAGCUAGCUGCCAACUUCUCCUUCACAGCAGGCCUCUAAUCCUGUCACACUAACACAUCCAGUCCCACACAGACAAAGCAAUACUAGUUCACACAUAGUGUAACUCUAAAUGGAUGAGUUGACCGGCUACACUAAGCGCACUGACCCCAGCAGAGCAUUUGUAGUAUUAUCCCCUCUACAGACAGGCUGUUGUAUUCUUCCUUCUUCAUUACUCGUUCUUUGUUCCAUCUUUGUUAUCCCAGUGACGCUCAUCAAGCUGUGAGUUUACGUUUUGCAGAUUUUCUGCAUUCUUUUAUUUGCCAAAUUCAUUGACCAUGACUGUUUAAAUCUCAUGGGAAGUUAAUGUACAUCUUCAGUUUGGAGCCACGUAGUGUGAAAACACUUGCUGGCUUACAGACAAUGACUGAAGCUGAGUAAGUUGUCACUGUUUAGAGAAGUUGUUAACAAUGGUAGAAAUGCUUGGUAUGAGUAACCCAUUUUUCUCUGUUUAAUCCCAAAAAGUUUAGUUACCCUCAUUCUCACUCCGUUUUGAAAAACCUGAGAAAUACCUGAAGGUUUGCAGGGAUGCAUAGUUCAUGAGAAACCUUCAAAAUUGCGUCCUAGCUGAAUCCUCCAAAGCAGAACUUUACAUUUAUAACAUUCACUCAUUUUUGAACUAAUUUCGAAGUUUGGAGAUUUACUUUGUAGGUCACCCCAGACAUGUCAAUCAAACUGGCUGCUGUGCCUGUCUCAUUCUUUCAGUCUUUUCGAGAGCAAACCAUUCUCUCUACUUGGCUCAGUAGGUAGCUUCUCUUUGAGUAUAUUCUCAGCUUGUUUCUCUGUUGUAAAGUAGCCUCAGGACAGUAUGUUCAGUUCCUUUUUAUAUUAUGCAGAGUAUUUAGGAGACGGUUUGGCCUGAUUGUUGAACUGCUCAGAAAGUGUCUUAUUUAAAGAAAGCUCAGUCUCUGAACAGUUUGGUUCUAAGGGUUUUCAUAAAUACUGUGACAAUCGCUGCUCUCAGGAAUAUUUCUUGUAGAAUAUCAACUUAAUUUCUAGCAAAGAUUCUGGCUCGUCUCUCCGAGACCACUUAGGAAGACCUGACGGAGAAUAGGUGCCUCUUUAAUACUCCAGCCAGGUGUGUGCGUAGGCAGCAGCAACUGACAUAUUCUUUGUUUGUCUGCAGCCAGUGUGUUUGUGUUCUCUUAGCUAUAUUUCGUCUGUGAGGGGUUUGCACCGGAGUAGGUGGUGUGUAAUGUGCAUGUUGUGCAUAAAUUAAUUUAUGCAUGGUGUAAGCCCAGGAGCAGAUGAUACCCCAACUUUCUUUAAGAUCAGUCUUUUAUUUCCACCCUGUUUUAAGGAUCUUGGAGUUGGCGCCAUCGCUGCAGUUGCCACAGAAACGAUCAAGGUUUUUAAGACAACCUUGUUGCUGGCAGGCAGCGAAUCAGCGGUGGCGUCCACACCGUCUUGAGUUGAUGCGUUGUAGAGGAGCAGCGAGCACUCCUUAGUAUUUGAUUUUUAAUGACAAGGUGAACGGUUGUGAGGUUUUAGGGAGAGGAGAUGGGAGAGCGAGGCGAUGGGCUGUUUGUGGAGCAGCAUGGCGACUCCGAGGAGCCUCCUGAACAGACUGUGUUGUACACAGAGGACCCCCUGCGGCUCUCUGGAAUCUGCCGGGCUUUUACAAUGGCUUGUAUUUGCCACGGUGCCAAAGGAAUCGCCGUCGUUCCCCUGCCUCACGUCCCACAUAGAGUUUUUACUGACUGAUGUGUGUUGGUUUACUCAGUUUACCUCUUGUCUCAAGUGUUUACAAGACUGCUGGCUGCUGAAGUGCCACCAACUAUUGUCGGCUGUCAAUAAGUUUAGCAUGACCCAGGCGCCGCUGUUGAAAGAAUGGGUAAGAGCCCAUUCAAUCAACUCCCGUGCAGUUUCAGUGUUUAGCAGGGUUUUCUUUGUCAGAUUUGACUUGAUUUUGACUUGGCGUGCUAAGUGCUUAAUGCUGAGGGAUCUCACCUGCCAACCCACUGAAAUGUCUGAAGCACCAAUUGGAAAGUUUUUAAAUAUUACUGCUAAGGCUCGUCUCUCCUACGCUGUUUUACUGACUGUCUGGAACCCUCUAAUAAAAAAGUGAGCAGAUCAGAAUAAUUUAUAAUUGCUAAUGAUAGAAAAUGGCAAACUGCUCAUAGGAAAUAUCUAGAUUUAAAUUUUGGCCUUAUGAAUGUGUAUUUGGGUAAACCAUAGCAUUCCUCAUUGUACCACGGUGACAACUAACUCAGCUGUAUAUUUGAUCUUCUCUAUUGAGGCCUUCUCUUGUUGCUUGGUUACAUCAGUGAGAAGCUAUUGUAUCUUUCCAAAUAUGCACUUCUGCAUAGUUUUGGUUCAUGAAAUACACAAGUGAAAUGUUUUUGUGUUGGAGAGGGGUUGGAAAGUAUUUGUACUGUUUAUUCUUGGAUACAACUGUCUCACAAAGCUGCUUAUUCAGGUAACACAUUUCAUGACAGUUCUCUUCUGCGGUUUACUGUGAAAAUAUCAUUUUAAGGAACUUUCUUCAGUCAUCACCGCAGUGUUCGUGAAAGUCGUUUUUAUGUUUAUGUUUACCUGCUGGACAGUUCUCUCUCCAUUCACUCACUGAUUUAUAGGCUCACUGCAUCAGAAGUCGCUGUAACAGCCUAUCAGUGAAGGGACCAAAAAGAUUUACGUUAAUAAAUUUCACAAGCAUCA